Pogona vitticeps (central bearded dragon) is the source of this 7344-nucleotide messenger RNA. Lineage: Eukaryota; Metazoa; Chordata; Lepidosauria; Squamata; Agamidae. The record is from RefSeq and is a predicted model, not a curated record.
UACAAGAUGGCUGCUCAUAUAAAACCAGGCAUCGGGCUUUCCCCUGGUGAUGGAGGGAUAGAGGUUUUUAUCCGCGCGGACCGUAUUUUGUGCCUUGACGGCCUGUACGCGCACCCCAAGGGGAGGAGGGAGGCUCCGGCCGCCGCCGGCUAUAGCCCCGCCUGGUCGCUAUCUCGUUUGUGGGCCGCGGCGUGCUUCUUCGAGGCCCAGGCCAGGGCCUUGGCCGCUCCCUGUGUUCCUGCCAGAACCGUGGCGACUCUUUCCCUGAUCGGCCAGGCCCCAGCUCCGACUUUUUCUUGUUAUGGCCGUCUCCAGGCUCGAUCGGCUCUUUAUCUUACUUGACACUGGCACAACUCCAGUAACAAGGAAAGCAGCUGCACAACAGCUUGGGGAGGUUGUGAAACUUCAUCCACAUGAACUGAACAAUCUCUUGGCUAAAGUAUUGGUACACUUAAGGAGUACAAACUGGGAUACCCGCAUUGCAGCUGGACAAGCGGUGGAAGCAAUAGUGAAAAAUGUACCAGAAUGGAACCCAGCUCCAAGGGUGAAACAAGAACGCAGCUGUGAAAGCCCACUAGAAGAGUCAUCUGCUUCUGAUCGGUUGCAUUUUGACAGAUUUGAUAUCUGCCAACUUUUAAAACAUGGUGCUUCUCUACUUGGAUCUGCUGGUGCAGAAUUUGAGGUUCAAGAUGACACAUCUGGUGACGUGGAUCCCAAAGAACGGAUUGCACGACAGAGGAAAUUGCUCCAAAAGAAGCUUGGCCUUGAUAUGGGUGCUGCAAUAGGAAUGGAUACAGAAGACCUGUUUAACGAUGAGGAUUUGGAUUAUACUCCUGCUACAUCACUUCUGGUGCACAAACAACCUACUCUUCCAGCUGCUGAAUUGAUUGAUUCAGAAUUUCGAGCAGGCAUGAGUAGCAGGCAAAAGAAUAAGGCUAAACGAAUGGCCAAACUGUUUGCAAAGCAGAGAUCAAGAGAUGCAGUGGAAACCAAUGAGAAAAGCAAUGAUAGUGCUGAUGGUGAGCCAGAAGAAAAAAGAAGGAAAAUGGCAAAUGUUAUCCUGAAUCAACCUGUGACUGACUCCAGACUUUUGGUUGAGAAUACUCCAGAUGAGACCAAUGAAUGGCCUCUAGAAAGUUUUUGUGAAGAAGUGUGCAAUGACCUUUUUAACCCAGCAUGGGAGAUUCGGCAUGGUGCAGGCAUUGGACUGCGAGAGGUACUUAAAGCACAUGGGAAGAGUGGAGGUAAAAUAGAAGACAGCACCAUAGAAGAGAUGACUCAGCAACACCAGGACUGGCUAGAGGACCUGGCUAUCAGACUUCUUUGUGUGUUUGCUUUAGACAGAUUUGGUGAUUUUGUUUCAGAUGAAGUUGUGGCACCAGUGAGAGAGACUUGCGCUCAGACUUUGGGAGUAGUGCUGAAAUAUAUGAAUGAUAGCGGAGUUCAUAAAACUGUGGCUGUCUUGCUGAAAUUACUUGCACAAGAGCAGUGGGAAGUGAGACAUGGUGGUCUGCUAGGAAUAAAAUAUGCUUUGGCUGUUCGUCAGGAUUUAAUUGAUACUUUAUUGCCCAAAGUCUUGCCUGCAAUAAUAGAAGGUUUGCAAGAUCUGGAUGAUGAUGUCAGAGCAGUUGGCGCAGCUUCCUUAGUACCAGUAGUAGAAAGUCUUGUCCGCCUUCAGCCAGAGAAAGUACCCUUUAUUCUUAACAUAUUAUGGGAUGCACUCCUGGAUCUUGAUGACCUGACAGCGUCCACAAACAGCAUAAUGACCCUUCUGUCAUCUCUUUUGAUGUAUUCUCAGGUCCAAAAAUGCAGUAUUCAGCAAUCACUCACAGUUCUGGUACCACGUGUGUGGCCAUUCCUACAUCACACAAUAUCUUCUGUUCGAAAAGCUGCAUUAGAAACUCUCUUUACCCUGUUGUCUACUCAAGAUCAGAGUUCUGCAGCCUGGCUUACGCCUAUUUUGCAAGACAUGUUAAGACAUAUUUUCCAGUUCUGUAUUUUGGAAAGUAAUCAAGAAAUUCUGGAACUAAUACAAAAGGUGUGGCUUGAAUUGAUAAGCAAGGCUACCCUACCAUAUGUGGUAGCAGCUGCAUGUCCAUGGAUGGGAGCUUGGCUUUGCUUAAUGAUGCAGCCUUCUCACUUGCCUAUUGAUUUGAAUAUGUUGCUGGAAGUGAAAGCCAGAGCAAAGGAAAAGACAGGUGGCAAGGUGCGGCAAGGUCAGAACCAGACAAAAGAAGUGAUACAAGAAUACAUUGGUGGUGCCGAAAGCAUUGCUGAAGAUCCUGUAACCAGAGAUUAUGUUGUUAUGAGAGCCAGGAUGAUGGCAGCAAAAUUGCUUGGAGCCCUCUGCUGCUGUAUUUGUGACCCGAGUGUUAAUGCCAUUUCCCAAGAAAUAAAGCCAGCUGAAUCGCUAGCCCAGUUAUUGCUUUUCCACUUGAAUUCCAAGUCAGCUUUGCAGAGGUUUAGUGUCGCAUUAGUAAUCUGCGAGUGGGCUGCCUUGCAGAAGGAAAAUAAAGUGGGGGCUCCUGCAGUCCAGUCACGCUUGCUUGAUGUCCUUUCUGAGCAUCUUUAUUAUGAUGAAAUUGCUGUCCCCUUCACCCGAAUGCAAAAUGAAUGUAAACAACUCAUCUCCUCAUUUAGUGAUGCAAACAUUGACAUUGCCAGCAGAGUAAACUGCAGUGUGUUCACAAUAGAUCAGGCUAAUGAACUGGUUACAACUAUCUUCAAUGAAGUUACAUCUUCUGUUAAUCUGAAUCCUAAAGUUUUACAGCAGCUAGAAAGCAAACGGCAGCAAGUCCAAAUGACUGUUACAGAAACAAAUCAGGAAUGGCAAACAUUGCAUUUAAGAGUACAUACUUUUACUGCUUGUGCUGUUGUGAACUUGGAACAACUUCCAGAAAAAUUAAAUCCAGUCAUAAAACCACUGAUGGAGGCUGUAAAGAAAGAAGAAAAUAUGCUAGUGCAAAAUUAUGCUGCUUUAUGCAUAGCAAAGUUGCUUCAGCAGUGUACGACAAGAUCUCCGUGUCCCAAUUCAAAGAUCGUAAAAAAUCUUUGCAGUUCUCUAUGUGUGGACCCACAUCUCACUCCAUUAGCAUCAUGUCCUGCACAGCCCCUGACCAGCCAUGAAAACUCAAAAGGGUCUAAUUCUGAAAGAGAUGGAAUGCACCAUACAGUCACCAAGCAUAGAGGCAUAAUCACACUAUAUAGACAUCAAAAAGCUGCAUUUGCCAUCACAAGCCGGCGAGGUCCUACACCAAAAGCCCCCAAGGCUCAAAUUGGAGAUCUGCCUACAAGCAGUAGUGGAAACAUAAUAACAGAGCUUGAUGAAGCUCAGAAACCCUACCUUGUACAGAGAAGAGGAGCAGAGUUUGCUUUGUCCACAAUUGCUAAACAUUUUGCUGGUGAAAUGGCAGCUGGUUUGCCACAUCUCUGGGAUGCUAUGAUUGGUCCCUUGAGGAACAAUAUUGACAUAGACAAUUUUGAUCGAAAGUUGCUGUUGGAAAAAGGAGAUGGCCCAGCCCAGGAAUUAGUGAACUCCCUACAGGUUUUUGAAACCACUGCAGCUUCUAUGGAUGUUCAGCUUCACCCAUUGUUAAUACAACAGUUGCCUUAUCUUUGCAUGUGCCUUCAGCACCCCAACACUGCAGUGAGACACAUGGCUGCUCGUUGUGUAGGUGUGAUAAGCAAAAUAGCUACUGUAGAAACCAUUCACAUUUUCCUGGAAAAAGUCCUUCCUUGGCUGGGAGCAAUAGAUGACAGUACCAAGCAAGAAGGUGCAAUUGAAGCUCUUGCCUCUGUGAUGGAGCAACUAGAUGUUGGAAUUAUUCCGUAUAUAGUUCUACUUGUGGUUCCAGUUCUUGGCAGAAUGAGCGAUCAGACAGACAGUGUACGUUUCAUGGCAACUCAGUGUUUUGCAACACUAAUUAGAUUAAUGCCUCUGGAGGCUGGCAUUCCAGAUCCACCAAAUAUGUCUGAAGAUUUAAUAAAAAUUAAAGCCAAAGAGCGUUAUUUUCUGGAACAAUUAUUAGAUGGGAAGAAAUUAGAAAACUAUAAAAUUCCAGUACCAAUUAAAGCAGAACUUAGAAAAUAUCAGCAGGAAGGUGUGAAUUGGUUGGCUUUUCUCAACAAAUAUAAGCUUCAUGGUAUCCUAUGUGAUGACAUGGGCUUAGGAAAAACCCUGCAGUCCAUCUGUAUUCUUGCAGGAGAUCAUUAUCUCAGGGCCCAAGAAUAUGCAAGAAGUAAAAUGGCCGAUAGUGUUCCACUACCAUCCUUGGUGGUCUGCCCUCCUACACUCACUGGCCAUUGGGUGGAUGAAGUGGGUAAAUUUUGUUCCAAAGAAUAUCUGAAUCCUUUGCACUAUACUGGCCCUCCCACAGAAAGGGCAAGGUUACAACACCAUGUAAAAAGACACAAUUUAAUCGUAGCUUCCUAUGAUGUUGUGCGAAAUGACAUCGAUUUCUUCAGGAAUAUUAAAUUUAACUACUGCAUUCUUGACGAAGGUCAUGUCAUCAAAAAUGGAAAAACAAAACUGUCGAAAGCAAUAAAACAAUUAUCUGCCAAUUAUAGAGUAAUACUCUCUGGGACACCAAUUCAGAACAACGUCUUAGAACUGUGGUCACUCUUUGACUUCCUUAUGCCAGGAUUUUUGGGUACUGAACGCCAGUUUGCAGCUCGCUAUGGGAAACCGAUAUUAGCAAGCAGAGAUGCUCGGAGCUCCAGUCGAGAACAGGAGGCAGGUGUUCUUGCAAUGGAAGCAUUGCACAGGCAAGUCCUGCCAUUUUUGUUGCGAAGAAUGAAAGAAGAUGUUCUACAGGAUCUUCCACCAAAAAUUAUUCAGGAUUAUUAUUGCAUCCUUAGUCCUUUACAGGUUCAGCUUUAUGAAGAUUUUGCUAAGUCACGAGCCAAAUGUGACAUAGAAGAAACUGUUUCAGUUGCUUCACUGACUGAGGAAACUGAAAAACCGAAACUUAAAGCCACAGGACAUGUGUUCCAGGCACUGCAGUAUUUAAGGAAACUAUGCAACCAUCCAGCAUUAGUUCUAACUGCUCAUCAUCCGGAACAUAAAAGAAUCACGGAGAAGCUGGCAGCUGAGAACUCGUCCCUUCGAGACAUUCAACAUGCACCUAAACUCUCUGCUUUAAAACAGUUGCUGUUAGAUUGUGGCUUGGGAAAUGGCGGCUCUCCAGAAAGUGGCACAGAAACCAUAGUUGCCCAACACAGGAUUCUUAUCUUCUGUCAACUCAAAAGCAUGCUGGAUAUAGUAGAACAUGAUCUUCUCAAACCUCACUUGCCUUCUAUUACUUACCUGCGAUUGGACGGCAGCAUCCCUGCUGGUCAGAGACAUUCCAUCGUUUCCCGGUUUAAUAAUGAUCCUUCCAUAGAUGUACUCUUGCUUACCACUCACGUUGGUGGACUGGGUCUUAAUUUAACUGGAGCAGAUACAGUGGUAUUUGUUGAACAUGACUGGAAUCCAAUGAAAGAUCUCCAAGCCAUGGAUCGCGCACAUCGGAUUGGGCAGAAACGAGUUGUUAAUGUUUACCGCUUGAUAACAAGAGGAACCUUAGAAGAAAAAAUAAUGGGUCUCCAGAAGUUCAAAAUGAAUAUCGCAAAUACGGUGAUUAGUCAAGAAAAUACUAGUCUGCAGAGCAUGGGAACUGAUCAACUUCUUGACCUCUUCACUCUUGAUAAGGAUGGAAAAGCUGAAAAAACAGAAAAAAUUGCUUCUGCUUCUGGUAAAACAAGUAUGAAGUCAGUUCUUGAAAAUCUUGGCGAACUUUGGGAUCAAGAACAAUAUGACUCAGAAUACAGUCUUGAAAAGUUUAUGCAAUCACUCAAAUAACUAUUUUAAUACAAUGGCUGGUAGCUGGCAUUUUCAGCUGAUAUUCAGCAAAUUUUGAAGUAUCUGCAGUUAACUUUUGGCAAAACAUGUAAAUACACUUGUGGAAAAUUAGGAGGUGGGUCUGGUCUUGUGAAGAGAGCCAGCUUCACUUUAGGAUAGUUAGGUCUUAAACAUUUGUAUUGUUAAAACCUUAGAUUAUAAGGUCAUUCUGAAUUUCCAGAAUAGCUACAAAUUGCUGUUUGAUAGGAAAUGAAAUCUAACAGGUUUUGCACAUGUUGAUAAGUUUUACUUCUCUUUGAGCUAGGUCUGUCACGCCCCUUUUCCUGUAUCUACAGGAACUUGUAUAGGCUGCUUUGAGAACUUCGUUCUUUUAAACUUAACUUUGUUUAAUGGUACACUUUAAGAAUGUUCAGUUUAGCAAGCUAGGAUUAUAUUUAACGCAUUUCAGGAUGAAUAUUGACAAAAUAAUUGCAAAGCAUACCAUCCUGGAAAAAUACUGGGGAAUUAAAUGAGACUUCAAGUAUUAAAGUUCCCACAUUUAUAUAUUUAAGUAUCUGGUGCUCUUCAGUCUUCUGACAUUUUGAGAGCAGUUGACUUUUUAAUAGGAAUUGCAGAUAAUGGCUUACUUUAGGCCAUUUCCUCAUCCUGCUUAGAGGGUGCCAUUUUUAAAUUUGUGUGUGUGUGUGUGUGUAUGGCUAGAACAUAACUAAGUUCAGAGAUCUAAAGUAUGCAGUAGGUUUCAAUCUUAUAUUUUUUGUACCUAAAAAGCAAAUAUAUACCCAGAGCCUUUCCAGGUUUAGGUCUUAUAAAAUUGAGAAUCCAUGUUGGAAAGACUCUCUAAUGCACUAGUCAUGAACCUCUUAAGUGGGAGAGGGGAGAUGUUUUAUUUAGUGAUCCUGUUAUAAACAUGUUUAAAACCGCCCUACCCUGCAUUGGAAAGAAUAGAAUAUUUGAGCUGAAAUCAUGUGCUAGAAAUUUUAGGGGGCUAUGAUAAAGAAUAACAAUAGUUCUAAAAACAUUUUUAAAGCUGUCUGCUAAAAGGGAGUCCAUAGUGACAUAAGUGUGCAUAGAUGUGCAUGUGUCUGUACCAGAUGUGUACAUAAUUCUCCACGCAAGCUAUCUAAAGGCAUACGUAGACUAUAUGUAUAGAUGUCAUAUCUGAGAUUUGGAGCUUGUUGUUCAUUUCAGCAUCAGAGCUUGAAUUGCCAUGAGACCUCAACAAUGUAAAGUAACUGCUUUGAUUUUUUUUUUAAAAGAAACACUGUUGGCUUAUGGAGCAAGAUCAUUUUGCAGCAUUCAGAUAUUAAUGAACAUGUGUCAUAUUUCACUAGAUGCGUGAACUGCUAUCCUGUAACAUGAAACUAGCAUUCCAUAAAAAAGGAAAAUUAAAAGAACCCAGACUAAUUAAUCAGCCCCUUAUGUGUUGCCUAUGGUUUCUUCAACAUUUUUUGCCAUAGUUGUUACAUAUGAAUGGAAGAAAAAUAAAAUGACAUUUCUUCAGUUAA